UACCAAAGUUGAGGACUUUAUAUAAAUGCGGGUGUGGGGCUUUUGAGUCUUUACAAGGAGCGUUGGUGAGACUUUCUAGCAUUAGUGCAACUUGUUCAAAGCUAGUGGUGGUGUUUGCUCUCUAUCUAGUGUAUGUGUAUGUGUGUGUGAUUAUGGGUAGGCAACCUUGCUGUGAUAAACUUGGGGUCAAGAAAGGACCAUGGACAGCUGAGGAAGACAAGAAGCUCAUCAACUUUAUUCUCACCAAUGGACAGUGCUGUUGGAGAGCUGUUCCUAAGCUUGCCGGACUCCGGCGGUGUGGCAAGAGUUGUCGUCUUCGUUGGACUAAUUAUCUUCGCCCUGACUUGAAGAGAGGCCUUCUCACUGAAGCAGAAGAACAAUUGGUGAUUGAUCUCCAUGCUCGUCUCGGCAAUAGGUGGUCCAAGAUUGCUGCUAGGUUGCCUGGAAGGACAGACAAUGAGAUCAAGAAUCACUGGAACACCCACAUCAAGAAAAAGCUUCUUAAGAUGGGAAUUGAUCCUGUUACGCAUGAACCCUUCCAUAAAGAAGCCAAGACGGAGGAGGAGAGUUCAUCUAUAUCCCAGACUGAUAAUCUUUUGCCGGAAUCUGCCAACAGCAACAACAACAAUAGUAGCAGUAUGCAAGAAAACGAUGGCAUCGUUAACUCGGAGGAAAAUACAAGCUCACCGCAUGAAAAUUGCUGUAGUAAUGAAUCGAUUUUGAUAGAUAGUAUUUGCAAAGACGAAACGUUAUUGAAUAGCUUGUGGAUGGAUGAGCCUCCCCUAGUUGACUCAUCAUGGAACAAUAACAAUCCUCCUGCAAUGGGAAAUACUAAUUAUAAUGGCGAAAUGGGUUAUCCAUAUCCAUCCUGGGAAGACAAUUGUUCCUGGUUAUUGGAUUGUCAAGAUUUCGGAGUCCAUGAUUUUGGGUUUGAUUGCUUCGACAAUCUGGAAUUUAAGUCGCUUAACACAUUAGAGAUGGGAGACAAGCAUUAGGACAUACUUAUGGUACGUUGAGGGGUCGAAGCAAAUCCUAGAAUUUAAGGUUUAAAUGCAUGCGAGGAAAAAGUUAGAAGAAAAUGGCACAGAAAGGAAGAUCAUCCUGCAUGUGCAGCUGAUGAAGUGAAAUUAGGUUUUGAAAGUGCUGAAUUUUACAAGUUAUGCAUCAGAUUAUCGUUGGGGGGUCGAAGCAAAUCCUGAUUUCUUUACAGGUUUCUCACCAACCAAGUCAAAAACACUACACCAAACCCUUCCCCAAAAAAUCAUUAAAUUGUGACAUAAUUAUUCUUGAUGCUUUUUACGAAUGUUGUAAUCUUUUGUGUAAGAGAUAGGGACAUGUUUGGACCAUUUUAUAAAAAAAAAUGCAAGUGGGCAUUUCAGAAAAUUAAUUAUAACAAUAUUUGUAUAUGGAAUUGUAUGAUAUUGCAAAUAAUGGAAGUAGAUAAUAUAUUAUUUGUGUUUGUUGGUUA
This is a messenger RNA of Manihot esculenta (cassava), 1468 nucleotides long. Its product is annotated as MYB-like transcription factor ODO1. NCBI's taxonomy places the organism in Eukaryota, Viridiplantae, Streptophyta, Magnoliopsida, Malpighiales, Euphorbiaceae. Bases 153 to 995 code for a protein of 280 amino acids. The record is from RefSeq and is a predicted model, not a curated record. The transcript has 2 exons.